This is a messenger RNA of Apiotrichum porosum, 1434 nucleotides long. It is a transcript of the gene SEC61, whose product is annotated as translocon subunit. Gene Ontology annotation, molecular function: transmembrane protein transporter activity; ribosome binding; signal sequence receptor activity. The transcript is spliced from 4 exons. Gene Ontology annotation, cellular component: membrane; Sec61 translocon complex. Lineage: Eukaryota; Fungi; Basidiomycota; Tremellomycetes; Trichosporonales; Trichosporonaceae. Gene Ontology annotation, biological process: post-translational protein targeting to membrane, translocation; SRP-dependent cotranslational protein targeting to membrane, translocation. The coding region runs from base 1 to 1434 and encodes 477 amino acids. The record is from RefSeq and is a predicted model, not a curated record.
AUGGGCUUCCGACUCCUCGAGCUCGUCCGCCCGUUCAUGAGCAUCCUCCCAGAGGUCACUGCUCCUGAGCGCAAGGUCACUUUCCAGCACAAGGUCCUCUGGACGGCCACCACGCUCCUUAUCUUCCUCGUCUGCGCCCAGGUUCCCCUUUACGGUAUCAUGUCGUCUGACUCGUCCGACCCCCUCUACUGGCUCCGUGUUAUUCUUGCCUCGAACCGUGGUACCCUCAUGGAGCUCGGUGUCACCCCCGUUGUCACUUCGGGCAUGAUCAUGCAGCUCCUCGCCGGUGCCCAGCUCAUCGAGGUUGACUUUAGCCUCAAGGACGACCGCGCCCUCUUCGGCUCGGCCCAGAAGCUCUUUGCUCUUAUUAUCGCUCUUGGCCAGGCUACCGUCUACGUUCUCACUGGCCUUUACGGCUCGCCCUCGUCGCUCGGCGCCGGUGUCUGCCUCCUUCUUAUCCUCCAGCUCGUUGCCGCCUCGCUCAUUGUCAUCCUCCUCGACGAGCUCCUCACCAAGGGCUACGGUCUUGGCUCGGGUAUCUCGCUCUUCAUUGCGACCAACAUCUGCGAGUCGAUCGUCUGGAAGUGCUUCUCGCCCAACACUAUCAACACUGGCCGCGGCCCCGAGUUUGAGGGUGCCGUCAUUGCCCUCUUCCACCUCCUCCUCACCUGGAACGACAAGUCGCGCGCCCUCAAGGAGGCCUUCUACCGCGAGCGUCUCCCCAACAUGAUGAACGUUCUUGCCACCAUUGCCGUCUUUGCCGCCGUCAUCUACCUCCAGGGCUUCCGCAUCGAGAUCCCCAUCAAGUCGUCCAAGAUGCGCGGCCAGCGUUCGGUCUACCCCGUCAAGCUCUUCUACACUUCGAACAUGCCCAUCAUGCUCCAGUCGGCCCUCACCUCGAACGUCUUCCUCGUCUCGCAGAUGCUCUCGGCUCGCUUCCCCAACAACCUCCUUGUUCGCCUCCUCGGUGUCUGGGAGCCCCUUGACGACUCGACCCAGCUCUCGGCCAUCUCGGGUAUCUCGUACUACAUGUCGGCCCCCCACAGCCUCAAGUCGGCCCUCUCGGACCCCUUCCACACCGUCGUCUACCUCGCCUUCAUUGUCACUGCCUGCGCCAUCUUCUCCAAGACCUGGAUUGAGGUCUCGGGCUCGGGCCCCCGCGACGUCGCCAAGCAGCUCAAGGACCAGUCCAUGACCCUUGCCGGCCACCGUGACGCCUCGAUCUACAAGGAGCUCAAGCGCGUCAUCCCCACCGCCGCUACCGUCGGCGGUGCCGUCCUCGGUCUCCUUUCGUUCGCCGCCGACAUGAUGGGCGCCCUCGGUUCGGGAACCGGUAUCCUCAUGGCCGUCACCAUCAUCUACGGCUACUUUGAGCUCGGCGUUAAGGAGAACGCCGGCCUCGACGCCGCCGGUCUCCAGGACAUGCUCUUCUAA